Ectocarpus siliculosus is the source of this 2289-nucleotide messenger RNA. The record is from the annotation of a GenBank genome assembly. NCBI's taxonomy places the organism in Eukaryota, Phaeophyceae, Ectocarpales, Ectocarpaceae.
GUCACCCGCUACAACCCACAAUCAACACACUCCGUUGUACGCACACAACCUCCGGGCUACCUCCCUCUCCCAUCACAAACCCCACUACCACAACUAUGAUGAUGAACGGGCAAACGAAGAGCUACCUGUCGGCGGUGAUCUUGCUGCUCGCGGCGGCAAUCCAGGCGGAUGCGUUCAUGGUGGCACCAGCAGCAGCAGGAAAGGUGUCUGCGGGAAACAAGGUAGAGGCUCGCGGGGACGUCUUCAAGCUGAACCUUUCCCCGUACGAGGAGUACAUGGCGUCGAGGGGCGGAGGCAGCAGCGCCCCUGCGCCCGCCCCCGCAGCACCGUCGAGCCCCGCCCGCUCCGCGGUUUCGUCGCCCGCGUCCUCCGGCGGCGGAUCCAAGUGGCAGCCCAAGGCUGACUGGAAGUCGGCCAAGGCCUCGUCCAAGCCCUCUUACGCGCCCGCUGCCGCCUCCCCCCGGCCGCCCACCGCGCGCGCCGCCGCCCCGGCCUACGCUCCCCCCGCCGCGGCCGCCCCGGCGUACACCCCCCCGGCCCCGUACAGCCCCCCCGCCGCGGCUGCACCGGCCUACACCCCCCCAGCGGCUCAGGCCGGCGAGAAGCACAUCGGCACCGGCGGCAUGGCAGACACCCGCGACCCCGACGCCUUGGACCACGAGGACCCCCGCAAGUCCAUCUCCGCCGCGCCUUCGUUCGCGGAAUACCUCAAGUCCAAGCAGAACUAGAGAGGAAGAUGAAUCGAGUGCGAUUGAUUACCCGUGCGACACCUCUCGACUUGUUGUCGAGGAGUUGAGCCGGGUCUGUUGGUCUGACAGGCGUGUGACAUGGAUGGAUCGAUCAUCCCUAAACUCGGCAGCUUGAGUUAAGUGGUUGAUGUAUUUUUGACCUUGGGGGGGGGUGGGUUGAACAGCUACCUCACGACGGCGCUGAAGGAUGAACUUAUUAGAGCGGAAAGGGGAGGUAUCGCGGCGCCACUGCGAAGUAGGUAGUACUUUGAUGUGGAUGGAAUGAGCCGGAUGCGUCACUUCGCGUUGCAUGUAGUCAGAUAUGCUGGGAUAGGUUCUUGGCGGGAGAAGGUAUGCCAAGAACGUCGUAUAGAUUAUGCCGUUUUUUUUUGUUGGGAGUGUGUCGGGUGCGGUGCGAAGCGCACGCAGCCCCCACGCCCCCCCCCACCCAAGCCUUGCCGUUGAUCGAAGGCAAAAUAUUUGUGUCAUGUUACUGCUGCUGACCCAGCGUGCGUAUGGCGCGGAUUUUGAGCAGAACCUGGUGGAAUUAAAGAGACAGACUCCACGUAAUGGCGGUUUAUUGUAUCGUUCACCAGUUAGUGCCCAUAUGGCAACAGACAAGCCAGCUAGUGUCGGCUUGUCGAUCAUUUUUUAUCGAAGAGGAAUUGCUUGUUUUUUGGGGGGGUUACAGUAUCAUCGAGAAAUCAUGCAGAUUUAUUCUGGGGAAUGAAGUUGUAGGGUUGACGAUUUUUUAUGAACCGGGGAAGAACAGUCCACCCACUUGUUUUGUUUGGGUAUCAAACGUUGAGGGAGGAAACCCCGCGGCCGCCCUUCUCUCUGUUCUUCGAUGUUGUUAAUUUCACGAUGAGGGGGGUCGUGCGGAUUUUUGUCACGUGUUCCUCUUUUGAGUGGUGCACUCUGUCCACGCGAUGACUGGUUGAGAAGAACUCGAGCGGCAGAGCCUGCCUACUCUCGGUGACGUCCUUGACGACGUCCUAAGGAGGAAGAAGAGAAGCUCCAUGCAAUGCUGACUGAGAUUUCACUAUCAUCUAUGAACGGCGGAACAUGAGACCUAUGCUACGGCUUGGUUGCAUUCACGAAGAUGAGGUUUUCGUGGCACAUUAAAAGAAAUCGAGGAUUGGCCAGCUAGUGUCGCCGCUGUUUCUUAAUCUUUAAAAGUGUCCGGACAGCUGGUGUUGUUUCCGCGCCUCCUAAAGGUGUCCAACCGUAGCUAGCUUUUGGCGACAGCUGUGUGUCGUCGAUGCGAGUCGUUAGAGUCGAGGAAGGGUCUUCGUCGCGUUCAUUUAAUCAAAACCAAGGCUGGGGUUCCGGUUCACCGCUGUUGUCCCAAUUUAAGAAACAUACAAUCUCAGAUCAGUGUAUGUAUGCAUGCAAUCCUUGCCUAUCGGGUUCGUUCGGUCGUCGCUUUGAACCCUUCGCGUACUUACCUAUGUAUGCGUAUAUGCGACUGCGGCGAUGAAACCCUCCCUUCACGGAUGGAUGCACGUCGUACGUACGUGUGUGUGCGUGUGGGUUAACGUACAAAUCGUUUGGGUCAUCA